Zootoca vivipara (common lizard) is the source of this 1820-nucleotide messenger RNA. The record is from RefSeq and is a predicted model, not a curated record. Lineage: Eukaryota; Metazoa; Chordata; Lepidosauria; Squamata; Lacertidae.
UUCUUCUAGCUCUUCUGCCACAAAGUCCAGAGAGGACAGGAGAGAGUGUGAGCAGCUGAAGUGAGAAGACUACCUAUCCUAUCCUCAAACAACUGUUUGUCAAGGAUCUUGAGGAGCAAUAGUGCGAAGAACAGGAGGUAGAAGGAAAAGAAGAGAGAAAGGAAGAGAGUUGGAAGGAGAAAAGUGUUAAGAAACCUGGAAGAGGAAUCAUCCGAGGAGUGGACUGAGGUUUACCGUAAAAAAUCGGGCUGGCAGCAGUAAAACUCUGAACUAAGUCCUCUGCCAUAAAGUCCGGAGAGGACAGGAGAGAGUGUGACCAGCUGAAGUGAGAAGAUAAACUACCCUAUCAUCAAACAACUGAUUCUCAAGGAUCUUAGGGAGCAAGAUGAAUUCAUAUGUAGAAAAACUUUCAUUGAUGCCUGAGAUUAUCCAGCCUAUAUUGAAAAAUACAGACAUGAACGUAGACCCCAAGAUAUAUUUCAAUAUAGCAAUCAAGAUAUAUGAGAGGUUUAUGGAGGUUUUCAGUGAUGGUGGAAUGCAGGAAGCAGCUUAUGAGGUAAAAGAGGAGAUGGAGGAGAUGGAAAACACUGAGCUUGACAUUGCCAUCACUGGAGAGACGGGCUCUGGGAAAUCAUCCCUCAUCAAUGCUCUCCGAGGCAAGAAGGCAGAAGAUGAUGGUGCUGCCCCUGUAGGAGUGACAGAAACUACACUGAAUCCAAAGGUUUAUACGCAUUCAAACUAUCCCAAAGUGAAAUUCUGGGACCUGCCAGGAAUUGGAUCCCCAGAUUUCUCCCCAGAGAGUUACCUUAAGAUGGUGGAUUUCCCCAGCUAUGACUUCUUUAUCAUUGUUGGCUCAGAGAGAUUCCGAUCCAACCACACUGACCUAGCUCAGGCAAUCCAGGAGAUGGAGAAGAAGUGUUAUUUUGUGCGCUCCAAAGUAGACGCAGACGUAUACAACAUGGAAAGGUCUUACCCAAAUACCUUCAAUGAAGAGGAAGUCCUUGAAAAGAUGAGGAAUGACUUAAAGAAGCAGCUUAAGAAGUGCUUCAGGAACACCAUCCCUCAAGUCUUUCUGAUCUCCUCCUGGGACCUUGCCAAGUAUGACUUCCCCCGACUGGUGGAGACGUUGGAGAAAGAUCUGCCCAGCCUGAAGAGACAUGCAUUCCUGCUCAGCCUUCCCAUGUUUUCCCCUGAAGUCACGGAAAAGAAGAAAUCUGUGCUGAAGAGCCACAUAUGGAAAAUAUCCCUGGUGUCUGCUGGCAUCAAUGCUAUUCCCAUUCCAGACCUUCCUCUGGCUUGUGAUGUUGCCCUCUUGCUUGGGUCCAUGGUUGCCUUCUACAAGAGAUUUGAGCUGGAUGAUGACUCCCUGGCUAGGCGGGCCAAAUUGGCCAGGAAGCCUGUUGAAGAACUGGAGGCUGUGAUGAAGUCUCCUCGGAUGGGAGAAAUUACCAGGGAUCUCGUUAUAAAGAAAAUAACCGAUUCUGCAAUAACAUUAAUCCCACAUUUACUAGUUAGAAGCUUGGUAGCAGCAGGGGUGUCUUUUACCAGCACUUAUUGGAUGCUGUCAAGCUUCAUCAAUAAUCUAGCUGAGGAUGCUGAAAGGGUUCGAAUGAAAGCCCUAGAACCAGAGCACUAGGCAGAGCACCCAGGCAGGCACAAGACAUGAGGCAACUCAAGGUGAAGUAGGAACUGCUGCUGCUGCUGUGAUGGCAAAUGUUCCCACUUUGGCACCUUUUUUCCAUACCCAUUUUGGCUGGUUCUAGAUACAAUGGAGCAAGCCUUAUAGCUGAUUUGCCUUUUUUAAAAUAAAAAAAAAAAUA